AUUUGACGAAAGUGGAGUCAGAAGUGUGCAAGAGCAUAUUAAUUAAAAAAUUGCAAUUAAAAUAUUAAAAUAUAUCGUAUCUUCUGAUCUUCUGCCAUGGGUCGUCGCAAGUCCAAACGCAAAGGAGCCCCAAGAAAGAAAAAUAUUCAGCCGCUGCCCAUUCUUUUCGAUUGUCCAUUCUGCAAUCACAAGCAGUCAUGUGAAGCGAAACUAGAUAAGGCGAAAAAAAUAGGAAGAAUUACCUGUACCGUGUGCCAAGAAUUUUUUCAAACACAUAUAAACUAUCUCACGGAGGCAAUUGAUGUGUUCAACGAUUGGAUUGAUGCUUGCGAGGAGGAGAACUAACCAUUUACACUUUUUAAUACGCUUUAAAAGCAUGUGAAAACACUUUGAAAACUUAUAAGCAGAAAGCCUUAAGCAAACUGCUCUUAUACUUCAAAUAUACACGGAAUUCUACUUAUACGCGUGUAUUAUACAAAAUAUUUUACAUACAUACGUUUCUGCUGCAU
Molecule: messenger RNA, 509 nt
Organism: Drosophila melanogaster (fruit fly)
Lineage: Eukaryota; Metazoa; Arthropoda; Insecta; Diptera; Drosophilidae
Exons: 2
Coding region: 97-345 (82 amino acids)
Cellular component (GO): nucleus
Source: RefSeq, marked reviewed